Messenger RNA from Paramecium octaurelia, 1644 nucleotides. NCBI's taxonomy places the organism in Eukaryota, Ciliophora, Oligohymenophorea, Peniculida, Parameciidae. The record is from the annotation of a GenBank genome assembly.
AUCGCAUGAGUCAUAGCUCUAUGGAAUAAAGGGUACAUAGGAUUUAAGUAAUUUUAGAAUGGACAGUUGUUGGUGAUGACAAUCCAAAUAGAUGAUAAACGAAGUGGUAGAAUAGAUGUAUUCGAAGGAGAUGAUCCUGAAAUACUGGCACGAGAUUUUUGCAUUAAAUAUAAUUUAAAUUAGAGGGUGGCACCAUUACUUAUAGAUAAUAUUCAAAAACAAAUUUCAAUAGCCCAAAAGGAACGCAUGAAUAUGGUUCAAUAUGUAAGAUGUUGGAAACCUAUUUAGCUGUCUCAAAAGAAGCAAAAUCAAAGACCAACUGAGUAAUCUAGUGAAAUGCACACUCAGUAAUAGGGCUCUUCUCCAAUCAUAGCAUAAUCUCAACAAUCCCCUAUGAAACAAGAGAGCAUAAACUAAACUGUAUAUGACAGACUAUAUCAAGAUGCUCACAAUAAAAAGCUGAAAAAACAAUUGCAAUUAUCAGAAAACAAGUCUAGCAGUUAGAUUAUGAAAUCUCAAGAAUCAGAAGUGAAUUAUGGUUUGAUACUAUAUUAAAAGGGAAUUCAAAAAAAAGAAGAGAAAUUACAAAAGGCUGAAAGUGCAAGAAAAGACCUACAAAAAUCUUAACUUGUUGAAUGUACUCACAAACCUCAAAUCAAUUCUCUUUCAUCUAAAAUUGCAUAACGCUCCCCUAAACCAGUCGGUGAACAUUUAAAUGAAUUAGCAAAGUUAAUAUAGGAGAAAAGAGAGAAUGCUCAAAAUUAUAAGUUGGAAAUGGAAUAGCAAAGUUGUUCAUUUCAUCCUUAAAUUAAUAGAGUGUAAUCUAUUCCAGUUAUAUUUUAAGUUCCUCUUCAAUUGUAGACGAGAAAAAGAAAUAAUCCUAAAUUGCAAUACCUCAUUACGAAUCCUUGUAUUAAGAUAUGGAUGUGAAACAACAAAAACUGAAUGAAUUAGAUAGAAAUUAUUUUACUUAGAAACAUACAUUUCAUCCCAAAAUUGAUUAAAUAUCUGAACAAUUAGUUUAAGGUCUGAGUUUUGAAGAAAGAAGAUAAAAGUUUAGACAUAAAUCCAAAGAAAGAAAUUCCAGUGCAGAUGAAAGCAAUAUGUUCAGACCAAGGACAGGUAGACCACCUGAGUAAAGGCCAGAAAAUUUGUUUGAUAAUCUAUAUAAAGAUGCUUAAUUAUUAGCUUAAAAAAGAGCAGCAGUUUUAUCUUGUAGCAAGGAAAAAAUUAUGAAUUAAUCAAAAGUAAGAGCCAGUUAGAAAUCUGAAUUCUUAACACAAUAAGCUAUUAUAAAUUCUCUUGCAAAUAUAUUUGAUUUGAUUGAUACUGAUGAGGAUGGGGAAAUAGAUGCCAUUAGAAUUAAUCUAGGAAAUCUUAAUUAAACUGUUAUUCAAAUACUCUAACCACUAUUUUCUGAGAUGGAAGAAGGUAGACAUAUACUUACUAAAAGUGAAUUCAUUGAAUCUGCGAUGAGAUUAGUAUACACUCUUUCAAACAAAGAAAAACACGACUUAUUGAAGAAGCCCAACUCAAGAAAAUCUGAUGUGCCAACCUAUACUUUUCAAGUGUAACAUUUUCAUUAAUUUUUAGCCAUCAAUCAAUUAAAGACCUUUAAAACAUUCUGGAUCAAAAAAUAGAUGA